Molecule: messenger RNA, 1116 nt
Organism: Hibiscus syriacus
Lineage: Eukaryota; Viridiplantae; Streptophyta; Magnoliopsida; Malvales; Malvaceae
Product: nuclear cap-binding protein subunit 2-like
Exons: 8
Coding region: 104-850 (248 amino acids)
Biological process (GO): mRNA cis splicing, via spliceosome
Cellular component (GO): nuclear cap binding complex
Molecular function (GO): RNA cap binding
Source: RefSeq, a predicted model, not a curated record
UUACUGUAGUGUUCAUCAAGGGCAAAGGAAAGGGCAAAAGCCUCGACCUUUAUAAUUCAUUAGAUGCAACCAAACGAUUUUUUGGGAGCUCUUGAAGAAGGCAAUGGCUUCUCUGUUCAAGGACCCAGCUAAGCUUUCAGCGUACCGUGACAGAAGAUUCAAUGGCACUCAAGAGGAAUUCGAGCAAACACUCCUCAAUUCGACCACCGUCUAUAUUGGAAACAUGUCUUUUUACACUACCGAAGAACAAGUUUACGAGCUUUUCUCCAGAGCCGGUGAAAUUAAGAAAAUAAUCAUGGGCCUUGACAAGAACUCUAAAACACCUUGUGGAUUUUGCUUCGUCUUGUAUUAUUCUAGGGAAGAUGCAGAGGAUGCUGUUAAAUAUAUUAGCGGGACUAUUCUUGACGACCGCCCGAUUCGUGUAGAUUUCGAUUGGGGAUUUGUUGAAGGAAGGCAAUGGGGCCGUGGUCGAAGCGGCGGCCAAGUACGAGAUGAAUAUCGAACUGAUUACGAUCCUGGUAGAGGUGGCUAUGGAAAAUUAGUUCAAAGAGAGUUGGAAGCACAAAGGCAGCUUGUAGAUUAUGGUGCUGGGUCCUUGGGCUCUUUCCCACCUGUUAUGGCCCCUCAGUAUGGAAGGCAUGGUGGUCCUUAUCGUCAUGGGAGAGCAGAUUACCAUCGGAAGCGACACCGAGAGGAUGACCGCUAUUUACGCGAGUCCUCAAAGAGAUCCACGGAUCAUGAAUCCAGGAGAGCCUCUGACCAUGACUCUAGACCGGAGAAGAAUCCACGUUUCCGGGAGAGUGGUGAUUCUGAUGAUGAAGAAGAAGAUGAUCGUAAGCAACGGCCUUAACGGAUAAUUUAUGUCUUACGAAGUGUAAUAUCCGGGUGAGGAAUUGUUGGUAUUUUCAUGCAGUUGUAAGAGGUGCUCCAGAUGUAGAACGUUUAGGGUUUUCAUGCUACAAUAUAACACCAAAUGGUGCUGCUUUUGCGCUUGACUUGUGAUUUUGGGCAGUAUGCUGCAACCGUCUUAGAUGUUGGUUUUAGGCAUUUGUUGUAUGUUUAAAGUUAAGUAAUGAAUUUUCUCUCUUUGCAACUAAUGUGAUUUCUUUUUGUUAU